AACUUUUGCAGAACGAACCGACACAACUCUAUUCUCUUCUACUAUCCACACACAUUCGUAUCGGUCGUUGCGGUUCUUGGAAUAUUAAUUUGUAGAACGCGCAAAUCAAGCUGUGAAACGGAAACCGAAAAUGUCGAAUACACACUAAAACCCCGACGCAAUUUCAUCAAUGCAGCGUGCGCAUCCGUCAUAUGUAUAAGUAAAUUAAAUGAAAAGUGAAUUUUGUUUUGCAUGGCGUGCGUCAGUCAGCAAGCGAGUCCAAGUCACGUAGCAUAAAAAGCGAAACAGGCAAGGGCCAGAGAAAAAGAAAAGUUACAUGUGGGUAUUAGAAGCGAAUAUGAUGUGAAAGAAAUGGGCAUGAAGAAGACAACGCGCGACAACGAAAGCGACGAAUAAAACACACAACAAAUACAAAAGUGCAAGAGGAAAAAAGAAGCCGGAACGACGACACAAAUGAAUGGGAAUCAACAUUUGUACGCUGCCAAACUACAUACAUACAUACAUGCAUAUAUGCACACAUGCAUACAAAACACACGCAUACACUUGCGCCAACAGCACCACAACCACCAUUGCAACUAACACACUACAACACAGCAACAACAACAAGAAGAUCAACAUACGCAAAACGAAACUUCAAUUGAUUUGAAACCGAAAACUUAAGUUUAGCCGAACUACAAAACAACAAGAGCAACAACAACAAGAAGAAGCGCAGCAUUUUAGUAUUGUGCGCAACAUAUGUAAUUCCAUUUAUUGCUACCACAAGUGGCAGCAACAACAACCACAGCAAAACCAACAACAAUAAUAACAACAAUAAUAACAACAAGAAGAACAACAGGCAACUUUAAUAUUAAGAUAUUAAUAACCAACUAUUUGUAAGACUAGUUAGUAAUUAUACUUAGAGACAACAUGUGGAAUUCCGAACCAACACAUCGCCAGCAGCAGCAGCAACAACAAUAUAAUGGCAACUCUACCUCGGUCGGACAGCCUGCAAAACAAUUGGGCAUGACAUCGGCCAUCAGCUUGGCCGAGCCGCGGGCAGAGGAUCUGCAGCGUACAGGGGAGCUGAGCAAAUCCCUGGAGCCAUACAAUGUGUUUGAGAGCCAGGAUGAGCUCAAUCAUCGCAUGGAAAUAUUGGCCAAGUUAAAUACACUUGUCAAGCAAUGGGUCAAAGAGAUAUCCGUUAGCAAGAAUAUGCCCGAGGCAGCUGCCGAGAAGCUGGGCGGCAAGAUCUAUACAUUUGGGUCGUAUCGACUGGGUGUGCACCAUAAGGGUGCUGAUAUUGAUGCUCUGUGUGUGGCGCCACGCAACAUUGAGCGCACCGAUUAUUUUCAGAGCUUUUUCGAGGUGCUCAAGAAGCAGCCAGAGGUCACCGAAUGCCGUUCGGUGGAGGAGGCAUUUGUGCCGGUUAUCAAAAUGAAUUUUGAUGGCAUUGAGAUUGAUUUACUAUUUGCACGUCUAUCGCUCAAAGAAAUCCCCGAUGAUUUCGAUCUGCGCGACGAUAAUCUGCUCAAGAAUCUCGAUCCGCGUUCAGUACGCAGCCUCAACGGUUGCCGUGUCACUGACGAGAUUCUCGCCCUGGUGCCCAAUAUUGAGAACUUUCGCCUGGCACUGCGCACCAUUAAAUUGUGGGCCAAGAAGCAUGGCAUCUAUUCGAAUUCUUUGGGCUAUUUUGGCGGUGUCACUUGGGCAAUGUUGGUGGCACGCACUUGCCAACUUUAUCCAAAUGCUGCUGCCGCCACGCUGGUGCACAAGUUCUUUUUGGUAUUCUCGCGCUGGAAGUGGCCCAAUCCGGUAUUGCUCAAGCAUCCGGAUAAUGUAAAUCUACGAUUUCAGGUCUGGGAUCCUCGUGUGAAUGCCUCGGAUCGGUAUCAUUUGAUGCCAAUUAUAACGCCCGCAUAUCCACAACAGAACUCCACAUUCAAUGUGUCUGAGUCAACAAAGAAGGUCAUAUUGACCGAGUUUAAUCGCGGCAUGAGUAUCACGGAUGAGAUCAUGCUGGGACGUGUCAGCUGGGAUCGCCUCUUUGAGGCGCCCAGUUUCUUUUAUAGAUAUCGUCAUUUUAUUGUGCUGCUGGUCAACUCCCAGACAGCUGACGAUCACUUGGAAUGGUGCGGUCUCGUUGAGUCCAAGGUGCGUCUGCUCAUUGGCAAUUUGGAGCGUAAUCCUCACAUUGCCCUUGCCCAUGUCAAUCCGAAAUGCUUUGAGCUGAAGAAGGGCGUCAGCGCCAACAACUCACAGAACAACAGCGGCAACGAGGAUGAACUGAAACAGCAGCAGCAACAACAACAGCAGCAAUCCUCAGUUACCACAUCGCCGUUCUGUUCACUUUGGUUUAUUGGCCUCGAGUUUGAGCGUUCCGAAAACCUCAACAUUGACCUCACCGAGAGCAUACAAAACUUUACAGAGCAUGUCAUCAUGCAUGGCGUGAACAUUAAAAUGCUGAAGGAGGGCAUGGGUAUCGAUGCCCGUCAUGUGAAGCGCAAACAGUUGUCGCUUUACUUGGACGCAGACUUUCUCAAACGCGAGCGCAAGUCCAUGGAGAGUCACAACAACUUUAACACCACACUGUUGGCCAAUCGCAAGCGUCUCUCCACGGAACUGGCGCAAUCGCAGGAUCCGUUGCCGCCGGGACAACAAGCAGCAGCUGGCGGCAAUCGUGGACGCGAAAGUAGCGCCAAGGUGCAUCGACUAAGUGAAUCGCUCACUGAGGACAAUUCAAAUGCCUCCAGCGAUAUGGGCGGUACGACGCCCAGCACGCCCACAGCAGCGCAAAUGAAUGCGCCCAGUUUCAAGGCAACGGGCAAGAAUGGCGCCGAUGGCAUGGACAGCACAGAGCAGGCAGUGCCAGUGUUGCCGCAUAACAAUGGUAGCAGCAACAACAAUGGCAACAGCAGCAACAAUAAUAACAACAACAACACAGCUACAGCUGAGGUGGCCUGCUCGUGACAACCGCCAAUGCCACAAGCACAGCAGCAGCAGCAACAACAACAGCAGACAGCACCGCCGCCACCGUCACCGUCUCCACAUCAUCAUCAUCAUAAGUUUCGCAAGAACAACAAUGCGGCAGCAGCUGCUGCAUCCAAUAGCAUUUUUAACCAACGUUCAAUACUGCAUGCGGCUUCGAGUCUAACGGCCGCUCUAAGCAUAACCGGACACAAGCGCAAGCAGACAGCAACAACAACUACAACCACAGCAACAUCAUCAUCCCCAGGAGCGGCAGCAACAACACUUGCUGCUUCCAACAGCAACAUUAAUAAAAAUGGCAACAGCAGCAUUGUCGGUGGCGGCAACAACACAACCAUAUGCUAUUACAUAGAUGACGAUGAUGACAACAACCAAGAGCAACCACCUACGCAAAAACCACAGAAGCAGCAGCAACAACAAUCACAUGCUGCUGCCAGAGCCAACAUGCCAACAGCAACAACAUCGGCAACAACAGCAGCCGCAGCAGCGGCCACGACAAUUUCUUUGUAAAAAGCUAUUACAUAUACCAUUAAGGCUUAGUUUUGAUAGUUAACCUACCUAUUGAUUUCCUUUUGGCAUUGAUGCCUCCAACAGAAUGGAAGCCCCUAUAUUUUAUACAAAACGGUUUCCAUUUUAGCCUGCAAAGUUUUGUUUUACUUUUAAUCCUUCAACGAAAAUGCGUUGAUAUAUUCAAUACAUACCAUAGAAAGAGGACAACAUGAAAAAACAACAUCCAACAACUACAUGACUAAAAGCGAGAUAUAACUUUUUGAUCGCCAGAAGAAAGCAUUUCGCUAACAUUUGUCUUAAUGUUUUCUCCCAAAUAAUACUGUUGUACAUCUUUUUUACUUCCCACAGCUGGUAUGAGAAGAAUGCGUGAAAGAAAAGGAGAAAGAAAGUAAGAGUAAUGGUGAGAGUGCUGAUGGCAGAUGACAACAAAAUGAAUGAAACAAAACAACAAAUGCAACUGCAACAUGAAAAAGAUCUACUUAUGAAUUUUAGAAUCUAUUUCUAUCUUUUUUAAUUUCAUCUUGUUUUCAAUAUAUGUUUUCUUCUUCUUCUAGUUGUACGCUGAAAAUUUGAAACAAUUAUGUUCGUUUUUCUAAGAAAAGAUAACUGAAAAAAGGUAAUAACAAAAAAA
Drosophila innubila is the source of this 4105-nucleotide messenger RNA. RefSeq names its product poly(A) polymerase beta (gene hrg). Gene Ontology annotation, cellular component: nucleus. Gene Ontology annotation, molecular function: poly(A) RNA polymerase activity; RNA binding. The record is from RefSeq and is a predicted model, not a curated record. NCBI's taxonomy places the organism in Eukaryota, Metazoa, Arthropoda, Insecta, Diptera, Drosophilidae. The transcript has 9 exons.